Photinus pyralis (common eastern firefly) is the source of this 704-nucleotide messenger RNA. RefSeq lists its product as uncharacterized. The coding region runs from base 117 to 575 and encodes 152 amino acids. The transcript has 3 exons. The record is from RefSeq and is a predicted model, not a curated record. Lineage: Eukaryota; Metazoa; Arthropoda; Insecta; Coleoptera; Lampyridae.
UUUCCUAAAAGUUUGCGCGCUUAAAGCUGCUCGUUUAAAAUAAGCUACCUUAGAAUCCGCUCUGCCAAUAAUAAUCUUAGUGCGUUUUGCCAAAUUUCGAUACUACAGUGGAAAAAAUGGAAACAAUUUUAUUUAUUAUAAUCGUACUUUUUGGAGAUGUAAUUUCUCAAGCUGCGGAAGAUGAUGGAUUAGUUGGCCUAAACAAAACUAUCACCACUCCAAAAAAGAUGCACGGAGGUUUUUGCGGAUUGAACGCAACAGGAGUGUUUGCUAUAGCAUUUACUCUAAUCUUCAUUGGAACUGCAUUGUACUACGCCCAUUACUGCUACCCCGUAUAUUGUCCAGAUCGCUUUCGCGAAGAGGAUGAUGCCGUCGACCAAGAACUGAUCGAGCGCCAGGUUUUAAAUCACAAUGCCGUUGUCAAUGAAGAACUUGAGAAACUGAAUAUCGCUCCUCAAAUUCAUACCAUUGACCGAAACGAUGAAGAUUUGGAACUUGGAGAACGUUUGGGCUGGUAUCACGUUGUGAUUCAUUUUAUCAAAUCUCAAAUCAAAAAACGUUUGUACAAUAAUUGAUAGAAAUUAUUGCUUUACUUAGUUGUUAGGGUUCCUUUUAAUCAAAAUGUAUACGCUAUAUUUAAGUUAUAUUCCAUAUUGUUACUAAUACCAUAAUAUUUUGUAUUAUAAUAAAUAUUUUGUAUUAUA